Molecule: messenger RNA, 1422 nt
Organism: Helianthus annuus (common sunflower)
Lineage: Eukaryota; Viridiplantae; Streptophyta; Magnoliopsida; Asterales; Asteraceae
Product: protein FAR-RED IMPAIRED RESPONSE 1-like
Exons: 2
Coding region: 1-1422 (473 amino acids)
Source: RefSeq, a predicted model, not a curated record
AUGAAGAUAUGGUUACAAUGUGAUCGUGGCGGCGAACCCAAAAGUAAAGCAACAGUUCGACGUUCCUGUAGCAAAAAGGUUGACUGUCCUUUUAGUCUGAUAGGGAAACUAGGCACAAGUAGUGGUAAUUGGAGCCUUGUGGAGAAGAAAAACAUUCAUACCGAUGAGCCUGCAAAAUUUCUCGAGGGCCACGCGUUUGCUAGAAGGCUGACCCCGGACGAAGAAUCACUGGUGGAGAGACUUUAUCUGCAAAACAGGGAGCCUACGAAUAUACAUUUAACCAUAAGAAAACAAAACUCACACAUCGUGUGCAUUAUACAAGAUAUACAAAACAUGAUAAAAAAGAUUAAACUCAAAAUGUACGGCGAUCGAACUCCAACGCAGAUAUUGGAGAACAUGUUGCAAGAAGAAAGGUACGUUUAUUUCACCAGGGUGAAUCCCCCCACAAACACGGUCGAGGAGGUUUUUUUCGUUCAUCCGGACUCGUACAACAUGUGGCGUGCAUUCCCACAUGUGUUGAUGAUUGAUGCUACCUACAAAACAAAUGAGUAUAAGCUACUAUUUAUUCAAGUUGUGGGUGUGACAUCGACACACAAGUCGUUUUGUGUGGCUCAUGCGUUUGUCGCUAAAGAAAAACAAGAUAACUUCUUAUGGGUCCUGGAGAAGCUCAAAGAGUUGUUGGUAGAUUGUAUGGAGCCACGUGUAAUUGUAACAGAUAGUGAUCAAGCUUUGAUGAAUUCUUGUGAUAAAGUAUUCCCAAAAGCUUCCAUAUUGCUAUGUAGGUGGCACCUCUCACAGAAUAUUCUAAAACACUAUCGGGCAAAAUUUACGGAUGAAGACUGGAAAAUAUUCAAGCUUUCUUGGUCUCGACUGUGUAGUUCUCCCACUCCGACGCUAUACAAUUAUAACUUUGAGCGGCUUUUCACGCGACCGACUAACGACGAACGAUCAGAUGUUCUGGACUAUUUGUAUAAUGUAUGGCUGAAAGAUUAUAAAGAAAAGUUCGUUUCAGCUUGGACUAACACAGUCCCAAAUUUUGGUCAACAUACAACCAACAGAGUUGAAAGCCAGCAUUCUAAGUUUAAAAGAUACAUUAAAGGGCCAAACAACUCGCUCCAUAGACUUGUGUGGCUUGUUGGCAAAGUUGUAGAGUCACAACACAUACAAAUAAAACCUAGUUUUCAAGAGAACAAGUCCGUGCAAAUGGGGGACCACAAAAUACCGUUUUUUGAUAACCUACGCGGUAAAGUUUCCCAAAAAGCCUUAGAGUUGUUGCUUGUCGAGAGGAAAAAGCUACAUGCGUUGAGGGUGGCAGGGGGGGGGGGGACUUGUGGCCACCAGCUUUCUACGGGUUGUGGGUUGCCAUGUGCUUGCCAGAUGGAGUGGUGGGAAAGUACAGGCUUAGGGUUUGACGGUGGUUAG